CAUAACACAACACCAGCACACUCACGAAAUGCCUCAUCUGACGCGAAAGGAAAGAAGUAAGAGAACUGCUGGCACGCCUCCAAAGCAGACGAAGUCCAAAUCUACAAAAAUUCAAUCACACGAGUCAGAGUCUGACAAGCAUGCGGCUAAGAAACGCAAGACGGCCAGCGAAGAGGCUGGAAAGAGUAUGAAGGAUGGGGUUGUGGGGGAUCAUGUAGUGAUGGCGGAGGAAGAAGAAGAUGAUGAUGAUGAAGACGACGACGACGACGAGGAGGAGGAUGUUGAUGAUGGUGUUGAUGAUGGUGUUGAUGAUGGUGUUGAUGAUGGUGUUGAUGACGAGAGCAGCGACGAAAGCAGCACUGAGACCAACGACGAAAGCGGCAAUGACAGCAGCGAUUCAAGCAGCGAUCAAAGCAAUGAUCAAAGCAGCGACGAAGACACCGACACCGACAUCGACAUGGACGACAAUACCAACACCGCCUCCCCAUCCCCAUCCCCAUCCUUCCAUCCGCCCACAAAAACCACAACACCCGCGACCGCACUCUCCGCCUUCUCAGACUUCUACCUCGCCGCCGUAACGGCCGAGUUCGCGGACGAUCUGGAGAAGCUGCGGCGCGCGCCUGAUUUCCGCAUUGCGAGCUUGGAUGUGCUUGUGCGUGCGCUGCGGCAAGGGGAGCGUGGGUUUGCGCGCGGCGAGAGGGAGAGGAUUGGGAGGGGGGUUGUUGAUGCUGGGGAUGAGGCUUGAGGCUUGAGUGAGAGGGGAUUGAGGAAGGGAGUGUUUGAUAGAUGAAUUAGAGUCUGUAGUGUUGCUACUGUAUGUACUAACUAGUCCAGUGUGGAUAUAGGAAAAGCAUGUGUACGCGUCGUAUGGCAGCUCUAUUUACAUACUAGCUAUAAUUGUAUAUAUAUAUAUAUAUA
Pseudovirgaria hyperparasitica is the source of this 918-nucleotide messenger RNA. RefSeq lists its product as uncharacterized. The coding region runs from base 29 to 745 and encodes 238 amino acids. The transcript is spliced from 2 exons. Lineage: Eukaryota; Fungi; Ascomycota; Dothideomycetes; Acrospermales; Acrospermaceae. The record is from RefSeq and is a predicted model, not a curated record.